UUCAAGGGGUAACAUGAUCCAAAGAUACCAAGCGUGCACCUGACUUCAAGCAUGUCCUUGUGGUCUAUUAACCAGGUCUGUGGUCAGGAUAUUCCUAGGACUGUAAACUGCUGUAGCCAGCCAGGAUUUUCCACAUCAACAUUUUUUUUCCUUCUUCAGCAUUGAUCAGAAGACUGGACUCACCCAGGAUUGCUUGGUUCCAAAGGUUAUCUAGAGAAGAGUUAGAGACCUGUGCCCAAUAACUGUAUUUAGAUUGGAGUGUGUAUUUGAAGAUGGGCUGGUAUCAUUCAAUUAUGGUUCACAUCUAAAGAUAUCACUGCUUUUUAUUUACAUUUAUCAUGUUUUUAUUUAUCUAGGUCAGUUCUGUUUUGUUUGGAACCUGGUCUAGUUGAGUUGGAGAUGCCCCUUCCACCGCUACUCCAGAAACGGGCUCACGCUCUACAGAGACAGCUGUUGUCUGAAUCCCUCCUCCAAGAACUGGAAGUAUUUCUCAAGAGACAGGGUAACCAAAAACCAGAGAAGCGGCACCUCAGUUUUAGUAGUGAGGAGAAUAUAUUAAGCUUUGACCAGCAUGAAAACAUUCGCUUGGAGGAAAAGUUUCGCUUGGAUGACCUGUAUGCUUUGGAAGAAGUUUUUGCCAAACAUAAUUUGAAGGAAGCUGAGACGGAUGACGCAGGUGGGACUCAAAAAACCUCACUGAACAGACGCAAGCCAAAGGAGACAGUGCAACGGGAGGGAAAUCUGACUCUGAGAGAAUUUCAAAAUGUUCUGUCGGACCUGUUUGGAUCAGAGUACUGGGAUGACCACAUGCAGCUGCUUUUCAACAAGGUUGACACAUCUUGCGAUGGGUAUGUUGACUGGAGUGAGUUCUGUACAUACAUGCUGUUACAAUACAAGGAGAAGGAUUACAUUGUAGCUCGAAAGACAACAUUCCUGGGGCCACCUGUGAUAAAGUUCUGUCUUCGUAAUAAGCAAGAGCCAACGAGCAGGAUUCUGGCGAUCACGCACCCUCCUCCCCUCUGGUUUGUGAGUGUUAGUAAAGGAGGGGUCCUCACUGUGUGGAGCUCUGACCUGCACCCACAAAGGAAUUAUGAGAUCACAAGCGAUUCUCAUGAUGCACAGUCUGGCAAGAGGAGAUUUAAAUCCUGGACCACGGAUGCUGUCUACAUGUCCAAUGUCCACAAAAUCGCUGUGGCCACCACCAGUCGGGACAUACACUUUUUUGAUGUCUCCACUAUGAACAUGUUUGAAGAGUUUCAUUUAUAUGGUUUAAGUCAUGUUCCAACCUGCUUUGGCUAUUGGUAUAAUGUAAAGUCUCCUGGAGAACGCUCACUCCUUAUUUGGGGAGACGACAGCGGAGGAAUUAAUCUACUACGGCUUCUGAAACCAAACUCUGGCGUGUUUGAGAGACCCUUUACCCAGCAGCCGGGUCCCCACAAAAUUUAUAUGCAGGACUUAAAAGAUCACAGCAGCCUUCUUAGCUACCAAGCCAUUCCCAAUGUGCACCCAGAAGCCAUCACCAAACUCCAAUAUAUCCCGAAACAGGAACUCCUCAUCACAUCGGCAGGCAGUUCUACAUCCUCCAUAGUCAUCAUGGACAUCCACCAGAAAGGAAAGGUCUACACCUGGAACAUUAGCAAGGGUGUCCGAUGCUUUGACUAUUCCAAGACAAUGAACUUGCUCGUUACCGGGGGCCUAGAUCACAAAGUCAGACUAUGGAAUCAGUACGUCCCAAGUCGACCAAUUGCAGUACUACCAGAGCACACCAUGGCAAUUCUGGAUGUGGCCAUUUAUGAACCCCUGAGACAGAUAUUCAGCUACUCCAAAGACUCGGUGCUCAAGGUAUGGGAUAUCUUCUCGCACAGCUGCCUGCAAACUCUGGUGUUAAAGUUUCCAUGUGUACAACCUGGCCGGAUUCAUGAGCAGGGCAACUUUCCUUUCCUGCUGGUUCCAAAGACUACUCCCCAGCUGCUGGUAUCAUACUCCGAUUACAUUGGGAUGCUGAGGCUGGCCCAAGCCGACCCAGAAGAGGACACUUUAGUGACCCACGAUGCUCCUCUUUCUUCAGUGCUGUACAACAGCUUUUUCCAUCAGGUGAUAACGAGCAGCGAGGAUUCAACAAUUGCUGUCUGGGAUGUAGAAACCGGUACUAAAUGCCUCCUACUAAACAAUGUACACGGAAGUGAAGAGAUUACAUGCAUGUCGUUUGACCGAUCCCAGCGGAAGCUUAUUACUGGUGCCAGGAAUGGAACUUUAAAGGUUUGGAAUAUUCAGAAUGGUCACAAUCUACACCGGCUUCAGCCUGUGGAUGAAGCAGAGAUUACCUGCGUUCUGCCGCUCCGUGAUCACACAUUGCUCAGCGUGGGAUGGAACAGAAAAAUUGUCGUAUAUGAUGUUUCUAACAUGGAGAACAUGUACGUUUCAGCGGAUGUGUCAUGGCGAGGGGGCCAUCCUCACAAAGAGGAUAUACUGACUGCAGACUUCUGCUCUUCCCUGGGGCUCCUGGUCACGGCCAGCUUUGAUGGGGAAAUCAUUGUUUGGAACGUGGAAACUCAGAGGGUCUAUCUGUACCUGAGGAAGUGCCCCUACAGCAGGAGUCAGCCCCCCGUGGAUAAAGUCUUGUUUCUGCAUCAUCGUGCCACUUUGAAAGAUGCGGCAAUUCUCAUCAGUUCAGAGGCCGGCACCCUACGCUGGUGGAGUAUAUUUUCUCAUCAAAGCAAAUUUGGGUAUUUCUAUGUUCCUAAUCAAAUGGACGACUCUGUCUUUGCUUUGUCAAGUAAUGAGGUCAACAGUGUGCUGGUGUCGGGAGACACAUCCGGUUUUAUCCAGGUGUGGGAUAUCUCACAGUACGCUUUGCAGGCCACAGACCAGCUACAGGAGGAAAGACCACCAUUGCUGUUCUCCUGGAAAGCUCAUGAUUCCACAGUUGUAAAUGUUGAGAGUUUUCUUUUGGACUCUGAACAUUUCAUUGCCAGUGGGUCCUCAGAUCAAACGGCCAAGCUGUGGACUCAGAAUGGGAAAUGCGUUGGAACAUUUGGCCAAUCCAAGACUUGGAACCUGAGAAACCCGUCUACGUACCAGUAUUGCACGACCGAGGACUCUGAGAAUAAGCAAAGAAGGGAUCUAUUAACGGGCAAGCAGCUCCACAGAAGAGACGAGGGAGGAGGGAGAACAUUUCACAACGAGAUAGAAGAAGAAUCAUUAGCAAUACUGACAAAAAGUAUUCCCGAAAAGCUGGAGCAGGGAGGAGUACCGCCAACUGACAUCGCCAACGUUGACGCCAGCCUUAAUAGUGAGGCCUUUUCAGGGAGAGGUUUACAGAAGGAGCUGUCUAAAAAGAUAAUCUCUAAAAAAGAGCGGCGACUGCUGAACACCGAGAUUGAUUUCAAUAAAUGUAACCGUUUUGGGAAACUGUGCUCCCCGUUCCAGGCCUUGGCCACUAGCGAAGUGCAGGAAUUCACUCUGCCCAGGAACCUGCCUUUGAGAAUGAGAAGUAACAGUGGAGUGGGCACAGAGGGGCCAGACUGGGCAUUCAGUCAGGGUGCCAAUCCAGGAAAGUCCAGGAAAACCUCUCAAACCUCUCAAGUUAAAACAACGUUGCUUCCUGAGUUGGAUAAAUUGUCGAGGCUCAAUGUGGUAUGACGAGAGUGCUGCCCAUUCCUUUCUGGGUAUACACUGAAUCCACUUCCCUAUCAGCAGCACUCUCCGUUGGUAACAUAAAGGUGCCUCACGUCUGAGACCGUCGAGUUCAGGUUGCUGUGGAUUACAGCUGUGUCUUGGCCGGACAAGCAUAAUAUGAGUUACAGUGCUCAUUGACAAAUGGGCCAGAGAUGACUUAUCCCUGUUCACGCACUUACAGUUUGCAUUGAAUUGUCCCCAUUUGUACAUUACACCAAGAACACCAGCAAAUUGUUACCAGUAAUGAACUAAUUCAGCAUUUUGUGAUAAUUCCAAACAACAUUUUGAUGUUUAUCGAUGCACAAGAUUUUUCUGUGCCCAUGGCUGCGAUGCUACAUGCUAUUUAAUGUCUAGAUACCUAUUAACAGGAUUUUUUUCCCAGUAGGAAGCAGAUUUUUCAGAACACGUAAUAUAUCAAUAUCUAUAUAAUGCAGCAAGUGCUGUUUUAUGGCAACCAAAUUAUUUAUAAUGCUAGUUAAAAAAGGUGAAAUGUCCUGGUGCCUGGUGCGUAAUAUUAUAGGGGUUAAAGUGAGAAUUCAAGGUAAAUUCUUAGUGAAUUUUAGAUUUGAGAUCAAAAUCAUGUUUUGUUUUGUUUUCUUUCCGGUUUUUUUUUUGCUUAUGUAUUUUAAUAAUUAUACCUUUCCCAAGCACACUUUCCCUCUGUGCUGGCUCGGUGUCUUCCUCCAGUGAUGUCCCUUCAAUAAGGAACCUAAUGUGCAGUGUGUGGAUGUCCAAUUCACAGGGUUAAACUGUGUUAGAAUGCAGCAAGCGAUUCUAGUGGCUCUCUGGUAGACAAACAGUAAAGGUUAUCUUAACCCUGCAUUGUAAAUACUGCAGUUUCUCUGUAAUCAGAGUUAAGGGGACAGGGGCACUUGACCCAGACCUCUUCAAUAAGAUGAAUUGGUCUGGAUGCUUAUAGUGUCCCUUUAAGCUCUGCCCAUGAAACAAUUAGCCAAAUAUCACGCUCCUUGUUACAAAA
Pelobates fuscus (common spadefoot toad) is the source of this 4657-nucleotide messenger RNA. RefSeq names its product WD repeat-containing protein on Y chromosome-like. Gene Ontology annotation, molecular function: protein binding; calcium ion binding. Bases 400 to 3642 code for a protein of 1080 amino acids. The transcript is spliced from 21 exons. The record is from RefSeq and is a predicted model, not a curated record. NCBI's taxonomy places the organism in Eukaryota, Metazoa, Chordata, Amphibia, Anura, Pelobatidae.